AUGGGCGAACUCCCCGCGGCUGGGGAGAGACACCGGGAGGGGCGACCCGCGGAGGGAGCUCUGUUCAAACCCUUUUCUCUCUCCCUCGCGCUGUACGCGGAAGAGAGGAGAGAGGCGAAUGGACUGCGUCACGGAGACUUCCUCAGGUACAGGCGCUACUGCACAGCUCGCCUCAACAGACUGCGAGGCAGCCUCGAACUCCGACAAGGCCGAAACCGAUACCAGCUGCGGAAACUGCCUGUUGUCAUACGAGAUGAACGGGUUCUUCUCCUCGUCCUCACGCAGGCCGAACGCGCGUGGAGCUACGCGAUGCAACUCAAGGGCGAAAAUGCCGCUGCAGCUGUCCUGAAUCCGCGCGUGCGGCGCCACGCGAUCCAGCGGUUGUCGAAGGCGCUGAUGUAUGCGCAGCUUCUGGAAAAUCUCUGCAACAGCCCGACGCCGAGUCUGCUGGCCCCGCCGCCGGCUUCCUCGGAGGCGAAGGCGAGCAAGGGGACCGGCGCGCUGCCCAAGGCGAAGGAGGACGCGAAGCCUGCGUCCGGGAAGAAGAGCGGCGCCGCGGAAGAGGCGCCGCAUGCGCUGCUCCUUCAGCCGCAUGCGCUGACCGAGGAGGAAAUCGAGGCGUACUUUGCCUCGCUCGCCUGCGAGCUCGUCCCGCUCUGCGACGAGAAAACGAAGCUCGAAGCCCGCGCGUACCGGCUGAGCAUCCUCGCGGCGCUCCUGCAGGAGCAAGAGAGGUGGGAAGACGCGCGGCAGACGCUCGAGGACCUGCGCCAGGUGUACGUACACCUGAAGCGGGUUUCGUCGACGCAGGAGCGCGAAGAAAACCUGUUCAAGAAGCUGCUUGAGCAAGUCGAACCGGAGUUGCGGCUCUGUGCCUUCCACUCCGGCGGCGUCGCCUCGUUCGCGAAGGCAGCCGCUCCCGGCCUGGCCGCGUCAGAUCGGAAGCAGGGCGGCGCGGAGGGGGAAAAACGCAUGCAAACCUCCCCGCCGCUGGUCGCGUGGCGUGGCGACGACGUCUACGUCGAGGCAGAUCGCCCUCGAAUGGGCGUUCUCGGCGCCGUGUCGCUCAUCGACGAAGUCCAAAUCCUCAAGACUGAGGAUUUGGCGAGCGCCGCCAGUGCGGACACCACCCUGGAACGCACAGAACUCGGCGCGAGGCUCCAGCAGCUGUCCCAGGAGGACGCCGAACGCCUCGUCGAAAGAUACGGAGAUCUCAGCAGCCGCUUUCGACUCUGCGUCGACCUCAUCCACGCCGAAAUGCUCAAACAUCCUGACGUCUCUUCGUGGUUCCUCGCAGAAGGGUACUGCCUGGACAUUUCGCGGUGCUUGGAGGUCGAACGCGAUAUCAUUCUGCUGCUGCGCUUCUUCUUGAAUCUUCGCCAGAGCGACGAAAAACCGCACGGAGGCGCCGGCGGCCAGCACAAACAACAGUCCCUGCGGGGAGACGCCGGCGUCCGCUACGCGUCGCUUUUGCAGCAAGGAGUUGGAAAGAUGAUGGAGGAGGAGAACCUCGACGAGAAGCGGAAACUGCGCAUGCAGCAGUGGGCGAAGAUCGCAAAGGACAGCAGGGCUCUUUGCCUCGCCGUCUUCGACGCCUUCACUGGCAAACUCCCGGAAGCCUACGUCCUCGCUGCGGCAGUCUCCUCGCGGUCUAAGGCCCUCGUUCCGCAGCCGCAAGUGCUGCCCCCGGACGAUCCUCAAGGGCGCCUGGACAUCUUCUUCGUCGCGCUGCAGCGCGUGGUCGCCGAGCUGGCGCACCGCUACGAAGCACGCCACCUAGCCGCGAUCGUCAAAGAGGAGUUGAAGGCUGCUGGAUCCGCCGACGAAGAGAUCGCCGCACCCACUGCGCCUGCCUUUCCUCUGCCCGGUCGACGCGGGGCGAAGGGGAAGGCCGCGCCUGCGCAAAGUGGGAAAAGCGACGGAAACCGAGAGAUGCUCGCUUUGGCGGCGCAGUACGUCCUCCCUCGUUUGGAGCCUCUGCCUUGCAAACCCGUGCUUUUUGACUUGGCGCUGGCGUCGUAUGCGCCGCCGCAGUUGAAGGCGCGGACGGAGGGCGGCGGAAAAAGAGCGGCUCUUCGGGGAUUUGUGAAGUCGCUCUUUGGAAGAUGA
Molecule: messenger RNA, 2109 nt
Organism: Neospora caninum
Lineage: Eukaryota; Apicomplexa; Conoidasida; Eucoccidiorida; Sarcocystidae
Product: putative signal recognition particle
Exons: 15
Coding region: 1-2109 (702 amino acids)
Biological process (GO): SRP-dependent cotranslational protein targeting to membrane
Cellular component (GO): signal recognition particle, endoplasmic reticulum targeting
Molecular function (GO): 7S RNA binding; signal recognition particle binding; endoplasmic reticulum signal sequence receptor activity
Source: RefSeq, a predicted model, not a curated record